This is a messenger RNA of Rhodofomes roseus, 2177 nucleotides long. Its product is annotated as L-methionine transporter. Gene Ontology annotation, cellular component: membrane. NCBI's taxonomy places the organism in Eukaryota, Fungi, Basidiomycota, Agaricomycetes, Polyporales, Fomitopsidaceae. The transcript is spliced from 14 exons. Gene Ontology annotation, biological process: amino acid transmembrane transport. The record is from RefSeq and is a predicted model, not a curated record. Gene Ontology annotation, molecular function: L-amino acid transmembrane transporter activity. Bases 279 to 2093 code for a protein of 604 amino acids.
CGGCAGCGGAUGGCAGCCAAUUGGAGACGGCGGCGGGGCCAUCUUGUUAGUUGCUUGUUAGAUUGCGCUAUUGGUCGCUAAAGUGCCUCAAACGCCCGCUAAAAGGCCUCAGCCAUGCAUCUGGUUACCACACCUGCGCCCCGUAAACGCAGCCCCGGCCCCUUCCUUUCUCUCCCUUGUCCAAGUCUUCGUCUCAGCUCGUCCGCUGGCGGACAGGAUCAUCGCCUGUGCUCCUCUGGCCUUCUCACCACCGCCAAGCCGCCGUGCAAGCUGGCUACAUGAAUCCCUCGUCCCCGCUCUUCGAUGCGCUCAAGUCGCCAACCAGCUUGAGCCCCCAUCUUCCGAGCCCGAGCUACAAGCGAGCAGUUCUCUCGCCCCGCGCUUCUCUCGACUCCGAUGACUCUUCAUUACGCGACCUCGAGAUCUCGGAGGGCCUCCUUCUCGUCGACGCACCGAUCACUGCGCGGGGGAAGGCAUUCCCGCUUAGUCCCCUCGACUUCGAGCACGACCUUCUCCCGCUCACUGCAGGACUUAACAACACUGAUGACUUCGCGGCUGCGGCGGCGGCAGCAGCACAGCCGAAGACCUUGGGUCUUCUCAAUGGCAUCGCCCUCAUCGUCGGGCUGCAGAUUGGUUCGGGGAUAUUCUCUGCCCCGGGCGUCGUCAUCGCGAACAUGCACUCUGUCGGCGCGAGCCUCGGGAUCUGGCUCGCGGCCGGCCUGCUCGCCUGGACAGGAGCGAGCAGCUUCGCGGAGCUGGGCUCGUCGAUCCCAGUCAAUGGCGGCGCGCAAGCGUACCUCCACUACGCGUAUGGCCCGCUCGUCGCAUACCUCUUUGCAUGGACCGCCAUCAUUGUCCUGAGCCCUGGCGGGAAUGCGGUGAUCAGUCUGGUGUUUGCGGAAUACCUCAACCGAUUGUUUUGGCACAGUACGAGUGCAGAUGCGUCCCCAGACAGUAUACCACAGUGGGCCGUCAAGCUCACCGCGGUCUCCGCUAUCCUCAUCGUCUUUGUGAUAUGUGUUGCCACUCCCAACGCAGCCCCACGAAUGGCGGUCAUGUUCACCACGGUGAAGGUUGUCGCUCUGAUCUCCAUCAACGUGCUCGGCCUCAUCCAGCUCGCGCGCGGGCACGCCUCAUCCUCCCUCACCUCCGAACCCUUCUUCGCGUCGCCACUCUCCGGAGCAGCCGCGAGCUCGCUCGCGCAGGCGGGACCCUCCGAGAUCGCGCGCGCACUCUACUCGGGGCUGUGGGCGUUCGACGGGUGGAAUCAAGCGAACUACGUCGGCGGCGAGAUGAAGGACGCACAGCGGAACAUCCCGCGGGCGAUACAUUGCAGCAUGGGGGGCGUCAUCAUCUUGUUCUUGCUCGCGAACCUGUCGUACUUCGUCGUCCUGGACAAGGCAACCCUAGCGCGGAGCAACACCGUCGCGCUCGACUUUGGGCGCGCUCUCUUUGGUCCCGUCGGCGGGAUCGUCUUCGCGCUCAUGGUAGCCGUCUCGUGCUUCGGCGCGCUCAACGGCUCGGCCUUCACGUCGUCGCGGCUGAUCUACGCGGCGGGCAAGGAGGGCUACCUGCCCGCGCUCUUCGGGCAGCUCAACCGGCGGUUGCAGACGCCGCUGAACGCGAUGGGCCUCCAGGCGACGCUGACGAUCAUGUUCAUCGUCGUCGGGGGCGGGUUUCGGUCGCUCAUCAACUUCUCGGUCGUCGCCGCGUGGACGUUCUACUUCCUCACGGUCCUUGGGGUGCUAGUCCUGCGGAUGAAGGAGCCCCAGCUGGAGAGACCGUACAGGACGUGGAUCACAACGCCCAUCAUCUUCUGCGCAGUCUGUAUUUUCCUGCUGUCGAUGCCCGUCAAAGCCGCGCCAACGCAGGCAUUGGCUGCCAUAGGCUUCAUCCUGGCGGGCAUCCCCGUGUACUUUAUGACGCAGCGCGAAGAGCUCUCGUCCACACUGAACGCCAUCUCGAUCGCGAAAGAUCGGUUCGAGCGACUACGCGCGAGGUGGACGCAGAGAGGUGGCGGCUGGCAGGCCGUCGCGAAUGAGGGCGAGGACCGGGUCGAGAUGGUCGAUAGCGGACGGACGUCUCGGAUGUAGCUGGUAGCGAGUAGAAUGAAAUACGUCGAACGUGUUGUUGUACGCUGUCUUCGAGUAGUAAACCCAGUUCUGCUCAGAUGCAAA